AGAUGACGGUACGGAAAACGAAGCCUGCGUUUCCAACAAGUUUGUUAACGAUGGCAGUUUCCUCCAGCAGUUUCUCAAGCUGCAGAAGGAAAAGUCAAGUGCUGAACCUCCCCCAAGUUCUACUAAUAACCCGGCAAACACUUCUGCGCCGCAUGUCGGGAAGAGACCUUUGCUGUUUGGGAAGCGCCCGGGCCAGGUCCUGAGCAGCAUGCUGCACCAAGCGAAGAUCUACGCCCGUUCCAAACAGACCCCAGUCGUUAACCGCCUCAGUGUGUUUCAGUCGCCGGACGAAGAGGAGGAGGAAGAUUAUGAGCAGUGGUUGGAGAUUAAAGUUUUACCCCCAGAGGAUGCGGAGACCCGACAGGUGGCGGAAAAGCUGGCUAGGUUCGUGGCUGAAGGGGGACCUCAGUUAGAGAAGCUCGCUAUGGAGGACUACAAGGAGAACCCUGCCUUCUCGUUUUUGCAUGAUAAGAACAGCAGAGCAUUCCUUUACUACCGAAAGAAAGUGGCGCAGAUAAGAAAGGAGAAUCAGAGCUCUCCUGCAUCCUCUUCUCAGAAAGACGACGAAGAGAUAAAGAACUCUGCUGAGAAACUGGCCAGGUUCGUGGCAGACGGGGGUCCCGAGGUGGAAGCUAUUGCCGUGCAGAACAACCGGGAGAACCAUGCUCUCAGGUUUUUGUAUGAGCCGAACAGCAAAGGCUACAGGUAUUACCGGCAGAAACUGGAGGAGUUCCGUAAGGCCAAGAGCAGCACGGAGUGUGCCCCCUCACCUGCGGAGCCCAGUCUGCAAAGGAAGACCAGUCCCGAGGCGUCACCCUCACCAUCGGGCUUGUCGCCUUUGCCCUUGCCUGUUCCCUCGCCUUUGCCCCUGCCCUUGCCCGUUCCCUCCACCUUGCCCUUGCCCGUUCCCUCGUCCGUCCCCUCACCUUUGCCCUUGCCCGUUCCCUCGUCCUUGCCCUCGCCUUCCCCGUCAUCCUCUACGACCCCACCUGAUCAGACGGCCACAACUGCGGCAACAACCCCCACGGCUACGGGCACCGCCAAAAAGAAGCGGAAGAGCAGAUGGGGGCCCGAGGAGGAGAAGGUUGAAUUGCCCCUCCCACAGCUUGUCCAGCAGCUGGAUUCUCCCUCCCCUCUCUCAGGUCAGUGGGUCUGUAUUGCGCCGAAGAGCUGGUUUUCCCGCGGAGUGCCUCUGCUGUGGCGCAGCUCGCUUUGCGGACAAGCCCGGCCGCUGUCACCUCCGUGGGUACCAGCCCCUCUCAGCGUGGUCAAGCAGCUGACCCUGCCCUGUGCAGAAACCCAGAUAAACCCCAUCAUCUGGCUGACCCCGGGGGUUGGAUCCCGUUUUCCAGCUCUCUCAGACCCUGCUGCGUGA
This is a messenger RNA of Eurypyga helias (sunbittern), 1375 nucleotides long. RefSeq names its product SURP and G-patch domain-containing protein 1-like. Gene Ontology annotation, biological process: RNA processing. NCBI's taxonomy places the organism in Eukaryota, Metazoa, Chordata, Aves, Eurypygiformes, Eurypygidae. Gene Ontology annotation, cellular component: nucleoplasm. The transcript has 6 exons. Gene Ontology annotation, molecular function: RNA binding. The record is from RefSeq and is a predicted model, not a curated record. The annotation marks the transcript as partial.